This is a messenger RNA of Budorcas taxicolor (takin), 3335 nucleotides long. It is a transcript of the gene ZFAND4, whose product is annotated as zinc finger AN1-type containing 4. Gene Ontology annotation, molecular function: zinc ion binding; protein binding. The record is from RefSeq and is a predicted model, not a curated record. Bases 390 to 2639 code for a protein of 749 amino acids. The transcript is spliced from 12 exons. NCBI's taxonomy places the organism in Eukaryota, Metazoa, Chordata, Mammalia, Artiodactyla, Bovidae.
UUUCCGUCCCCCCGCGAGCGCGACGCGGGGUGCCCGGCCCGCCGGACGCCCGGCCCGCCGGACAGGUGCUGCCCUUCGAGUCGCCGACUCGGACGCGGAGCCUGACCUCUGCGGUCCUGAUCGGGCCAGUGCGUAUGCGUAGCCGGAGUUUAUCCUGGAGGAGCACGGGCUGCGCAGGUGACUCCGUCCUCUUCAAAUGUCUGAAGGCUCGAGAAGGCUUUGGCUCCGAAGAAUUUCCCAAUCCUGCUGGAAAACCGAUUUCAGAGCUUAGGGUAUAAAACUCAAAACAUGAGCAACCAUAUAUAUAACCACUGUUCAAAGCUGAUUUGGCUAGAACUGGAAUACAGUUGCCUGCAGCAUAUUCCAGAGGAAUUGGAAAAGUCCAAGUGAUGGGUAACAGAAAAGACCCUCCAUUCUUCAAUGAAGAUAACGUGGGACCAUUUUGCUACAGACUUCCUUUUUAUGAUACCAUGGAGCUCUUCAUUGAAACACUGACUGGAACUUGUUUUGAGCUGAGAGUUUCACCCUUUGAAGCUAUUAUUUCGGUGAAAGCGAAAAUUCAAAGAUUGGAAGAUAAUCGCUUAGGUGAAAAAGCAAGACUAGAGGAGUCUGGCAUCACUGAAAUAUCCUUGCACCAGCUUAUGUCUCUGGAGGCUUCUGCUGCAGGUAUUCCCAUCUGUCAGCAGCACUUAAUUUGGAAUAACAUGGAACUUGAAGAUGAUUAUUGCUUGAAUUAUUACAACAUUUCAGAAGGUUGUACCUUGAAGCUGGUUUUGGCUAUGCGCGGUGGACCUAUAAAUACAAGUAGAGUGUUUCCAUUUGUAGUUCCUGUGGAAGAUCCGCUUAAGGAGAUGGCUGAGUACAUGGAGUCCAGCCGAGAUGAGGUCUGGGAGAAGACCUCUUGCAACAAGCAAGUUACACUUUUGGUGUACCAAGAAGGAGAUCAGUUGAAUUUCUUCCGUGUAGUAGACAGGGGAGACGGCACUCUAACACCGUUGUCUGAGUCUUUAAGUAGUGGUUCUGUGUAUAGCUUGUAUGCUGAUGAAGAUGAGGAAAUAGAGCCUUCUCCUUCUGGGCAACAGAUAAUUGAAAAUUCAAUAACUAUGAAUAAGAUGAAGCUGCUGAAGGCUAAGAUGGAGAACAUGAAUCUCAGCAAAAAGCCUAAGAAAGCUGUCAAGGUAAAACCUCGGCCACCCAUAGCUCCUCGACCUUCUAGUAGUUCCACAGCAGCUGCUCGCCAUAGAUUGUUAAGAGUUCUUCCCCACAUUGGGCAGUCUUGUUUACCUUCUCCUGGGAACACAUGUCUGCCUGCCUCAGCCAGCAGAGCAGCUUCAAGUUCGGCAGCUCCGCCCCCUGCUGAUAGACCCGUAUCAUCUAUCACUGGUGAUUUUCUUAAGGAAGGUGGUAACUGGGAGAGUUACACACUGCCGCAUUCCAGUAGUGGCCUCAAACUACCAUCUCAGAUGCCUCAUACGGAGUUUGAAACUGACAAAGAGCUUGCUGAUACUGUUCGCCAUCUCGGAUCGUCCCUGCCUAGGCGGACAAAGCACUUUUCGGGAAAGCUGUCAUCUAACAAUGAGGAUGACACUGGUUUAUUUCCAACCUCAGAAGGGUGUGUCACUGAAGAGCCACUUCCACCUGAAGCGGGUUCGUCUGCUUCCCUUACAGAAGGGAAUGCUGGUGAACAGAGCAGUGGCGUGGGAGGCACACGGAAGGGAAACCUGGAAUCCUCUCUCCUUAAUGGGGAUAGAGGCUCGAAAGCUAAAGAGCAGCAUCUUAAGCACGCUGCAAAAGUGUUGAAUGGUGAGUCAGAGGCUUCAGUUCUCAGCCACCGUGAAUUAAGUCCUCACAAGAACAGACUCUUAUCACCUCUUCGCUGUUCUGCACCAACGUCACUCCAUAAUUCUCUGGCGAAACCACAGAGACAGUCCAAAUGUUUUGAGUCUGGGAGCCUCCAGUCUUCUGCUUCACAAAACGUGCUUCGGUCAUUGGAUGUUCGAAAUAUAACUGAUUCUUCUUUCUCUAGGACUACUCGCUUUCGAGCCGUUAAAGUUGAUUCAACUGGUAAAAGAUCUGAUAUUAUUUCUAAAGUUGAGGCUCGGGAUAUCACAGAAAUGGCUAACAGGGCAUCCAAAGAGCCUGUGGGUUUUGUAAAUAAUAUAGGUUUUCUUGCUUCGCUGGCCCGGAGUGCAAGCAGAGACAGCUUACAGAGUGCACGUGGGGCAGGCAGGCUGCGGACCUCUGGAAUUGGGCUGUCUACAAACCUCCAGCAUUUUCAGGAAGAGAGCCUUAGGAGAAGUUCUCCUCAGUUAGAAACUACAGAAUUUUUUUUAUCUGCCCGUGGUAUUGGAAUGAAUGGAAAUAAUACAACAUCAGGGAAAAGAGUAGGAGAAUGUACUCAUCACCUCCCACCUGUGAAAGCCCCUGUUCAAACAAAGAAGACAACAAAGCAUUGUUUCCUUUGUGGAAAGAAAACUGGACUGGCUACUAGCUACGAGUGCAGAUGUGGAAGCAACUUCUGUGCAUCUCAUCGGUAUGCAGAGACUCACAGCUGCACCUAUGAUUACAAGAGUGCAGGGAGGAGAUACUUACAGGAGGCAAAUCCUGCGGUCAACACACCGAAGCUUCCGAAAAUCUAACUCUUGCUCUGCGCCUCACUGUUUUGCACAAGGAGCCGCAUUACAGUGACAGAGGGGAUGUUGUUUAGACGACUCCCAAAGACUUGCCAAAUAACAAAAGCUUAUUAUGUACCCUGUUGGAGAGUGAGAAAACUACUGUAUUUGACACCUUUAUUCUUUGGUGAAUCAAAAGUUUAAAAAGUGGUUUCAAACCGUUCGAAUGAUGUAGCUCUGUCGUUACAGGUCUUGUGUUCAGUGUUGUGUACCCGAUAUUGCAGUCUCACUAGAGAAGUCUUCAAGAGAUGCACUUUAGGAAGCUAGCAUUGACUGUGUAGCCAGCUUCCAUGUUGCACAGAAAUGAGCUGUCAUGUAAUGGCUCUACUCAAAUCUACAGUUUUUUUGUGGGGGUGGUGUGGGUGCGACUUAAAAAAAACCUAUACGUGAAAGUUCAUUGAGUUUACUGGCAAGUUCCUUUUUAUGUCAAGCUUUUUAUAAAGAAGAACAUUUGGUUUUCCAGUGUGGUUUUAACACAUGUAUUUCUUCUAUAUUCAGACUGGCGUUUGGAUAUGUCUCCAUUCUACAGUACAAAACACAUCAUGUUAAUCAUAGUAUAUCUCUCUUAAAAUACUGCUUUUUGAAUGGUAGUCCCAUUUGUUGCCAUUAAAUAGAGAACCCAACUUUUCACUUUUUGAAAAAUGAGUAUAUUGAAAACAAAAU